CUGUACAUGGAGUAUAAGUGUAUGAAUCAAUCCAUGAAUGAAAUCAUGAAUGAAUCUGAGGUGAAUUAGGGCUCCCUCCGCCGGGCCCCGAAUAGGCAAUUCUCCAGCGGGGGAGGGCGAGUCGCAGUAUAAGUUGAGGUGCCAAUUUCUAUACCUUCUGUCUUCUCCCUCUCCCCUCAUUCUCCUCCUCACUCUCAGACACCAUGAUUCGUGCUCUCGAAGGCAAAUUCGGCAUCGUCACCGGCGGUUCGCGCGGAAUCGGCGAGGCCAUCGCGCGCAACCUCGCCGAGAAAGGCUGCUCGCUCCUUCUCAACUUCACCUCCGCCUCGUCGCGCGCCCGCACCGAAGACCUCUGCGCCUCGCUGUCCAAGGACCACGGCGUGCGCUGCGUCAGCGUGCAAGCCGACCUCAGCGACCCGGAGACGGGGACGUCGACGAUCCUGUCGGCAGCCAAGCAGCACUUCAGCUCGCCCUCGGGCGAGAUCAAGAUCGACAUCCUCAUCAACAACGCCGGCGUGUCGGCCGACCGCCUCCUCAACGACCCCGUCGAGGGGCCCAUCGACCCGGCCAACUUCACCUGGCACUACAACGUCAACGUCCUGGCCCCCCUGCUCCUCACCCAGGCCGUCGCCCCCUACAUCCCCCGCGCCGCCCCCCGCACCGGCCGCAUCGUCAACAUCUCUUCCGUCUCCUCGACCCUCGGGUUCGCGGGCCAGUCCAUCUACGGCGGCACCAAGGCCGCGCUGGAGGCCAUGACGCGCACCUGGGCCCGCGAGUUGGCGGACCGCGCCACCGUCAAUGCGGUCAACCCGGGCCCCGUCAUCGGGGACAUGUAUUUCCUGACGGGCGAGAAGUUCUGGAACCAGAUGCAGGGGUUCCAGGAUAAUACGCCGCUGAGUGAGCUGGUCGAGGGAGAUCCGCAGCUGGAGUCGUUGACGCCGGAGCAGAUCCGCCUGGUCAAUGAGAAGAUGGGCGGCAGGAGGCCCGCGUUUACCGGGGAGGUGGCCGGCGUGGUGGGGAUGCUGUGCACAAAGGACGGGGGGUGGACUACGGGGAGUGUGAAAACAGACAGAAUGUCCCUCCCAACAUCCCUCCGCUUCCUCCGUCUACCUCAUCCCCGCCUCCUUCGACCCUCCACCCCGUCUCUCUCCGUGCCUUCAAUCCGAUCAUACCACUCCAACACCAACACCCUACGCUACCAGCCCUCUCCUCCCCAUCUCAGCGCCUCGAACACCCCAAUCGCACAGCGCACACUACUCUCGCCCUCGACCCCAAUCUCAACCCCAACCACACGAUCCCUCUCCACCUCGUCCGGCAAAUCCUCCGCCGACGAGAUUGUCGAGGAACUCCAGGAACUCUACGAAAACGCCAAAGACGAAUUCGAAAUCGCCACCGACAGCACCGACGGCGGCACCAUCUACGCGCCCUCCGACCGCGAAAGCGCCCGCGACGCCCUCAACCAGCUCCUCAUCGUCUUUGAGCUCUACACUCAGAACGAGAGCCCGACGCAGGCGGCGGUGCGGGCGCAGGCGCAGGCCGAGGCCGAGGCUCAGGGCGAAGAAGGGAAGGGUAAGGAAGGCGAGGGAGAGCAAGAUCUGGAGGGGCAGUUGAGCGUGGAGACGAAUUUCGAUCCGGAGGCUGUGGAGCAGGGGGUCAGGGAGGAGGUGAAGAGGAGGGUGGCGCAGCGGGUGAGGGAGUUGAGGAAUGCGGUGGAGUUGUUGGAGGAGAGGGCUUUGACGGAGUAAUCUACCUCACCCUUUUUACCUGUCCGGUCGCUGGUCGGGUUGAGUGUGUUCAUGCAGUUGUAUCGUGACAUACUCGACGUGAAAAUCUUUCGGAUUAUCUUAAUUACUUCCUGAAACCAGGAGCUGUACCAAUGGUACGUACUAUAUACUAUGUGCGUGUAUAUGUGUACUAUACAGACAUGACAUCGUCGUUCAACUCGUCAUUCAUAUCCAUAGCC
This is a messenger RNA of Aspergillus steynii IBT 23096, 1963 nucleotides long. Its product is annotated as SDR family NAD(P)-dependent oxidoreductase. Bases 204 to 1745 code for a protein of 513 amino acids. Gene Ontology annotation, molecular function: oxidoreductase activity, acting on the CH-OH group of donors, NAD or NADP as acceptor. The record is from RefSeq and is a predicted model, not a curated record. Lineage: Eukaryota; Fungi; Ascomycota; Eurotiomycetes; Eurotiales; Aspergillaceae. The transcript is spliced from 4 exons.